AUUUUCACGCGGAUGGGGUCCCCGAGAUUAUCUUGAGGAUAAGCACGGGUACUUCUUGGGAAAAGAUUCGGAAACUCGGAGGGCCCCGUUUCUUGAAUCAUGGAAUUGCGUUUGGUAGUUCCAGUUUUGUUUUGGACAUGGUGUGCGAAUGUAGUUUUGGCUCAGUAUUAUGAAGAAGUUGAUGAUAUCGAUGACGUAACGACUUGUCUUUUUGAGGGAGUCCGAUACGUUGACCAAGAAGAAUGGAAACCAGAUGCUUGUACUUCUUGCAGGUGUUACCUAGGGAAUACAGUUUGUGACACAGAAGAAUGUCCAGAUUUGCUAUGUAGGUCUCAAAAAUACAUUCCACUGGGAAAGUGCUGCCCAGUAUGUGCAGAUGAUGAUGCAGUAUUUGGACCCGAAGAAACAGUUAGUCCGAGAUCUUCACCUGAUCAAGUACCAGCCGUGGGAUUACCAGAUUAUUCUGUCGUUCCUGUAGUUGGCCCACCUGGAUACAGCGGUGAGCCAGGUUCACCAGGUUCUCCAGGAGGAAGGGGCACUCCAGGUAGUCCAGGUUCACCUGGAACUCCAGGUGAACCAGGACCACCGGGACCACCAGGUAACCAUGGAUACAGCAAUUGGUUUCAUCAAUUUGCUUUGACCCCAGGAUUUAGUGGUGAUAAAGGACCUGCUCCAGACGCUUUCCAUUUUCUGCAAGCUCAAGUGGGUCCUGUUGGACCGAGAGGUACACCUGGAUCUAUCGGUCAACCAGGCGUUCAAGGUUUUCAAGGAGUCCGGGGUGAAACUGGAGAUACUGGAGCAGCUGGACCCCCAGGAUUACCGGGACCUAGAGGACUGCCAGGUUUACCCGGAAAAGACGGAGAGUCAGGUGAAGAUGGUAGACCCGGACCUCCAGGACCACCAGGACCAGCUGGUGUCAAAGGUCCUCCUGGACUGCCAGGACUUCCAGGAGCCAAGGGUCAUCAGGGUUUUCCAGGAUUAGAUGGCGCUAGAGGAGAGCAAGGAGCACAAGGAGAAAAGGGGAUGCUAGGUGCAGUGGGAAAAAUGGGAACUCCUGGGCCAAUGGGCCCUCCAGGACCAAGAGGAGAAAGAGGAAGAGAAGGCCCUACUGGUCCACCAGGUCUGAGAGGAGUUGAUGGGCUUCCAGGACAACCCGGCCCUACGGGACCGAUUGGACGAUCAGGACCACCAGGGUUUCCUGGAUCACCAGGACCAAAAGGAGAAUCUGGAGCAUUAGGACCUAAAGGCAGCCAAGGAACACCAGGACUUAGAGGAGAAGUUGGAGCUGCUGGAGUGCCUGGAGAGCGUGGCCAAGUAGGACCACCGGGAAAAGAUGGAAUACCCGGAGAAAGAGGAAGUCCUGGAGACAGAGGAGCGAAUGGAAUUCCAGGUUUUCCUGGUACUCGUGGUCCCCCAGGACUUCCCGGUAAUCAAGGAGUAGCUGGACCAAAAGGAACUCAAGGUGAUCGGGGUGAGCCAGGCAUUCGAGGAGAAUCGGGAAGAAAGGGCGAAAUUGGUACCAUAGGACCAAGAGGUCUACCUGGUGUUCCUGGAACUGGAGGAAAACGGGGAAAAGCUGGACCGCCUGGACCUGUUGGCCCAUCUGGAGCUCCUGGGGAAAGAGGGCCAUCUGGACUUCGUGGUUUACCUGGUCCAGAAGGAGCUGCUGGAAUGAAAGGAAUUCCUGGUGACAGAGGAAUGGAAGGUGUUCCUGGACCAAAAGGAAUGCAGGGUGAAGCUGGACGUCAAGGUCCUCAAGGUAUUCAAGGCUUCAUGGGUCCAACAGGUGCUGCUGGUAAUCCUGGAAAAGACGGUACUCCUGGAGAUAGGGGCCUUCCUGGGCUGGAUGGAAAACAAGGACCACCAGGACCACAAGGUGCUCAAGGUGUACCUGGACUGCUUGGACUGCCUGGAAUUAAGGGAGAGAGAGGUGACAGAGGCUCUGACGGAAUUCCUGGUCUUUCUGGCGCACAAGGACGUAAAGGAGAUUCCGGAAAGGAUGGCUUACCAGGAUUGCAAGGAGAAAGAGGUCCCACAGGUGAAACUGGAGCUAAAGGAGAAGCCGGUCCAACAGGUUCAAGAGGAUUUGGGGGAAUUCCUGGACUACCUGGUCCUCCUGGAGCUCCGGGAAAAAACGGUCUAGCUGGCACUCCAGGAACCCCAGGACCAAUGGGUCUUAAGGGCGAAAGAGGAGAGAGAGGUUUCCCUGGUGAAAGAGGCUUGAUUGGACUUCCUGGACCUAUUGGGCUAAGAGGAGAACUUGGGCCACCUGGUAAAGAUGGGGCUCCGGGCCCACCUGGGGAGAGAGGACAAAAAGGAUCAUCUGGACCAUCCGGUUUAGUCGGUCUGCCUGGAAGGAGAGGAGAUUUUGGUCCACUUGGCCCUAAAGGAGAAAGAGGUGAUUCAGGCCCUCAAGGAGCUCCUGGACCUCAAGGUCGACCAGGAGAGCCAGGGCCUAUAGGACUUACUGGUUUACCAGGUCCUCAAGGUGAUCAUGGAGAAAAGGGUGCGCUAGGACAAGUGGGACCACAAGGGAAUCCCGGACCUCAGGGAGUUCAAGGUGAUAAAGGGCCCCAAGGUCCUCAAGGACAACAAGGAUUCCCUGGGCCUGUGGGCUUAACUGGACUUCGAGGCGAAAAAGGCAUUCAAGGCUUAGUUGGAUCUAAGGGAGCGACAGGGGAUACAGGAUUGCAAGGUCCACCAGGGCAAGCUGGUCAGCAGGGUGCUAGAGGACCUCAAGGAGAGAAAGGGCCUAGAGGGAAUGAAGGAAAAAAAGGUCAUGCCGGCUUUCCAGGCACACCAGGUCUACCAGGAAACCCAGGAAUAGCAGGAAAACCAGGUGUUCCAGGCCCCCCAGGAUCCCCAGGUACUCCAGGUGCCAAGGGACCAAAAGGUGACUCUGGACGUAUGGGCGUCCCAGGACCAUCAGGCAAUCCUGGUAUUCCAGGUUUUCCAGGCUCUAAAGGUGAUGUUGGAUCUGAAGGAAGACCUGGACCGCAAGGUCCAGCUGGGCCAAUGGGACCAUCUGGAGAUAAAGGUCCUCCUGGGUUACCUGGUAUUCAAGGACGACAAGGAGCACAGGGGCCUAAAGGACCUCAGGGAGUAAGAGGAUCUGAAGGUAAACCUGGAGCAGAUGGAAAUCCUGGACUGCAAGGACUGACUGGAGCACCAGGACCUAUUGGCCGCCCAGGAGAGCCAGGACCAGAAGGAUCUGUUGGUAAAGAUGGACCUCAAGGAGCUCCUGGCCGAACUGGUGAUAAAGGACCUAGUGGACCACCAGGACCACUUGGCCAACCUGGUUUACCAGGGCUUCAGGGUAUGCCUGGACCUUCAGGACCUCCGGGUGCAUCGGGGGAGAGAGGAGAGCGAGGAGAAAGAGGCUUGGCAGGGCAACCUGGUCCACAAGGACCUCGUGGUUUAGCAGGGCCUAUUGGUCCUGUUGGAGAUAAAGGACCCAAGGGUGACAUUGGACCUACAGGAGAAAAAGGACAUAGGGGUUUACUUGGAUUACAAGGCUUGCCUGGAGCUGUAGGUCUUCCAGGUGAUAAAGGCAUGAUUGGAAAUCCUGGACCACCAGGAAUGAAAGGGCCUCCAGGACCAAAAGGACCUCAGGGAAACCCAGGGAAUCCAGGACCCUCUGGCAUGCUGGGCAUACCCGGACCAAGAGGUUUAACAGGCGAACAUGGCAGAGAUGGUCCGCCUGGACCAGUUGGACCACCUGGACCUCCCGGGCCUCCUGGUUCAGGGUUUCAAUACGAUGCGGCUUCAUUAGCCGCUCUAAUGGCUCAAGGACAAGGUGGAUUUAAGGGAUUUGAUCCUCUCUUAGGAGAUGAUUCAAAUAAUGAAUAUGACAACUUAGAUCUGUCAUCAAAAUCUCCUGCAGAAGCCAAAGAACUUCUCAUUCAACUUUUUACUAAACUUCGCAAGCAAGUUCAACUUAGAAAACCAGAUGGAUCAAAGCAACUUCCAGCAAAAACAUGCAAAGAAUUAAUUGAGGCUCAACCAAAUCUUCCCAGUGGAAAAUAUUGGAUUGAUCCAAACGGCGGUGAAGUGAAUGACGCUAUUGAAGUUUUCUGCAAUAUGGAAACUCAAGAGACAUGUAUUUUACCAGAACCAGAAGAGAUUGCAAAAAGCCGCCAUGUUAUAGGUCGUGGACAAAAAACAUGGUUCAGUGAAAUGGAGUCUGGAUUCACAUUUCAAUAUAAAAUAGACCACGUGCAACUGACUUUCCUACAACUUGUCAGUAACUCAGCUUCACAGACCAUCACUUAUCAUUGCCGAAAUUCUAUAGCAUAUUAUGACAACAAACACAAAUUCCUGAAAAGAGCUAUUAAAUUAAUGGCAUAUAAUGAUCUAGAGCUCACAGCUGAGGGAAAUAAGCGUUUCGUCUACAGCUCUACAUUCGAUGGUUGUAAGGCUCGAUCAAACACCUGGUCAUACACUACAUUUACUUAUAAUACAGACAAUCCUCAAAGACUUCCUGUUAUGGACAUUGCUCCAAGAGAUGUUGGACUGGGAAAUCAAGAAUUUGGCAUUAGCAUUGGAAAAGCAUGCUUCUCAUAAAAUUAAAAGCAACUUCAUUUAAGCCUAAUGAAAGUGUGAUAUGAAAAAAAGUAACAGUUACUUAAAUUAUUUGAGAAAGAGACUAUUUGCUGAAUGUUUUGUUCAUACAAACCCAAUAAUCACAUACAUGAAUGAAUUUCUCUCUCAUCCUUUUAUUACUGAUAUUAACUUAACAUGAGACUUGUCGCACACUGCCAUUUUUCUGUAUUUAUGAUGUUUUUAAUAAAGGCAACAAA
Uloborus diversus is the source of this 4799-nucleotide messenger RNA. RefSeq names its product collagen alpha-1(I) chain-like. Lineage: Eukaryota; Metazoa; Arthropoda; Arachnida; Araneae; Uloboridae. The record is from RefSeq and is a predicted model, not a curated record. Gene Ontology annotation, molecular function: protein binding; extracellular matrix structural constituent. The coding region runs from base 100 to 4563 and encodes 1487 amino acids. The transcript has 49 exons.